UCCAACAUCUGGACACUGGUGCAGCGCAUCCACCAACUGCAAGCUAAGCAAGUGCAGGCCUUCCGCAAGCUGGAGGACCAGUACCUGCACAGUGUCCCAACAUACGUCUUCAGGCGCUACUGGACCACAGUGCAAGUGACCCAGGCCUUCGCUGCCUCGUGGGAGCUGCUAGGGGUGAAGGCCGAGCUGGCCAGCCCCAGAGCACAGCGGCCGCUCGCCUGCCAUGUGCACAGCCUACAGCUGCUGCAGCAGACCCUUGCCACCUGCUGCUGUGGCCCUGCUGCAAUCAUGAGGGCACCAGAGCUGACAGGGCAAGAGGACACCCUACAGCUGUGCUGGCUGAUGAUAAAGGUAAUUAAAACCUUUAAAGCUGUCAGCAAGGUUCUCCAGGACCUCAGGUUUGAUGCAGAAUCGCUGAGUGAUUGA
Messenger RNA from Artibeus jamaicensis (Jamaican fruit-eating bat), 426 nucleotides. It is a transcript of the gene REX1BD, whose product is annotated as required for excision 1-B domain containing. NCBI's taxonomy places the organism in Eukaryota, Metazoa, Chordata, Mammalia, Chiroptera, Phyllostomidae. The record is from RefSeq and is a predicted model, not a curated record.